This is a messenger RNA of Rhineura floridana, 1359 nucleotides long. RefSeq names its product transmembrane protein 176A-like. Gene Ontology annotation, cellular component: membrane. NCBI's taxonomy places the organism in Eukaryota, Metazoa, Chordata, Lepidosauria, Squamata, Rhineuridae. The record is from RefSeq and is a predicted model, not a curated record. Bases 277 to 1122 code for a protein of 281 amino acids. The transcript has 7 exons.
CUCCACCCUCUGGCCUUUCCGGCACUCUCAAGCGGGCCAGUGCCAGGCGUUGUUCAAGCCCAGCUCCAGCCUCCUCCGGGCCCCAGGGAUUCUGCGCUGACGCAAUCCUGCCUGCCCGGAAAGCCGAGGGGGCGGCGCGUCGCCUUAAGGGCUCGGCCUCCACGCGGGCGGCAGCAGAGCAGGAGGCGGCGGCGGCGGCAUCCCGAGGCGCGCCGUGGUGGACCCAUCGUACACCGGCAUCUUGCUUUCGUGGGGCUCCCAAGGAGAGGUGCAAGGAUGGCCACUAGCACAGUGAAGGUGAAUGGGCCUGAGGUGGCCGCUGAGGACUCAGGCAAGACUGUUGUCAACAUCAACAUCAGCCAGGAGUCUUCGCUGUCCUACCUCUGCAAGGCUCUGGCAGCCAGAAGGCGCCCCCCCCAACCUGCCCCCAAGACUUCACAGGCCGCCGUCGACCCCCCUGCCGGGCCUCAGUGGAACGCGGAGCAGAAGAUGCUGGGGGGGACCCAGAUCCUGCUGGGACUGAUGUCGAUUGGCCUUGGAUGGGCGAUGAGCUUAGGGGUGUAUGACGGCUUGAUGCCAUAUUAUGAAUUUCGUUCAAUAUGGAAUUUUUCCCCUUUCUGGCUGGGGUGUGUGCUCAUCGUAGCCGGUGCUAUCUCUGUGGUGGGUGACAGACGCGGUGGCAGCUGGGUCCAUCUGGCCACCUUCUUCCACCUGGCCAGCUUCGUGGCUUGUGUGAUGGCGCUGAUUACUGGCGUGGGAGACUUGCCAAACAUCUACAACAAGCCCUACUACACCAGAGAUAUGUGCAGGAUGCAAAGGGAUGAACCCCGUUACAGGUCCUGGGACGAACCCACCCCCAGCCCCUGCACCUUCGACGAGAAGCAGGUGCAGCUGUGCGAGGAGCAUAUGUGGGCAUUCUGGAAAAUUUUCGCUGGUGUCCGGAUCCUGCUGUUCGUCAUCUGCAUCACGGCUCUUGGAAUCGCAGUUUUCUGCUUGGGAAAUGGCCUCCAACACAUCUGUUGCUCCCUGCUGAUGCAUGGUGAGAACUAUGCCCUGGUGGAGGACCCAGAAGCACCCCCUCCAUACGAGGUGCCGGCCAAGGAGGAGGACGCCACUGCCUGAGCUGGGGGGGGCAGUUUCCCUCUUGGGGGGCGAAGGAGCCUGCUGGCCCUGCUGGGAUGCCGCCUGCAUUGUGCUUGCCUGUGUGCCUGAGAGGGGCCACCUCACCCUUGUGAGCGAGUGGCCAGAAGCCCCGCUGGCCUUCAGCCUGCAUUUGCCCCCAGUGCUUAUCUUGAAUAGAAAGUUCUGAAGGAAUGCUUUUGCUGCAGAUUUACUCAUUAAAGUGGCUCUUGAAUUGAG